Babesia ovata is the source of this 1020-nucleotide messenger RNA. Its product is annotated as tRNA-2 -O-ribose methyltransferase. The record is from RefSeq and is a predicted model, not a curated record. Gene Ontology annotation, cellular component: cytoplasm. Gene Ontology annotation, biological process: cytoplasmic translation; tRNA methylation. Gene Ontology annotation, molecular function: tRNA methyltransferase activity. Lineage: Eukaryota; Apicomplexa; Aconoidasida; Piroplasmida; Babesiidae. Bases 1 to 1020 code for a protein of 339 amino acids. The transcript has a single exon.
AUGGCUCACACCACCAAGGAGAAUAGGGACGUUUACUAUCGCAAAGCCAAGGAAGAUGGAUACCGCGCAAGAAGCGCCUACAAACUGCUCCACAUUUUCCAGGCGUACGGAAUUUUCCAUCCGAUAGCGCGGAUCGAUCCGAUAACGGAGCUGCUACGGAAGGCCAAGUGCGAGCACUGCUGCCCAGACGAGGACCUGAGCGGCGUCCGCAAAUUCGACAUUUGCGAAGCACGUGCGCAGGUGUACCACUGCUCCAGCCUUCCACGCAUCAGGAACGUGGUGGAUCUCUGCGCCGCCCCCGGGAGCUGGACGCAGUGUAUCCGCGACUUCGUGUACAAUGAGUACUUCGUCUACAAGGACGCGGCGAAGGCCAUCGCCAAGGAGCAGAAGAUAUGCCCAAGGCUGAAGGACAGCUGCACGGUAAAGCCCGUGAUCAUAGCGGUGGACCUUCAAGACAUGGCGCCCGUGAAAGGCGUCGAAAUCAUAAAAGGAGACAUCACGAACGAAAAGGUUAUGGAAAAUAUCAAGGACCUGUUCGUUCAGAACGUUAGUAAACGCCUGUUGGAGUGCGCAAAAGACGAUACCUCCCUGGCGGACAGCAGCCUUGCCCAGAUUGUUUCAUGCGACGGCGCCCCGGAUGUCAGCGGACUCCACGAAACCGACGCGUACGUCCAGUCCUGCCUCAUACGCGCUGCCAUCAGCGUAUGUGCUUCCGUUCUCGACCCUCAAGGCCUGUUUGUGUGCAAGGCGUUCUCCAGCGACGCCGACGCGCCCAUCUACAGGCAAGUAAACAUGUUCUUCGACGACUUCAGCAUCCACAAGCCUGCCGCAUCAAGACUCACAAGCGCGGAGUGCUUCAUCAUUGCCCGCGGGUUCAAACCCAUGGGGCGCAUCACCAAGGGCCCCAACGGAUUCAUUCACACGGCGGCGCCACCCGACGCAAAGCACGAAGCAAAAUGGCUCAUCCCACAAAUGUGCUGCGGCGACCUGGCGCCAUACGAAAAAGCAGUCAGCAGCUGA